This is a messenger RNA of Ceratina calcarata, 1504 nucleotides long. It is a transcript of the gene Gpdh1, whose product is annotated as Glycerol-3-phosphate dehydrogenase 1. The transcript has 6 exons. Gene Ontology annotation, biological process: glycerol-3-phosphate catabolic process; carbohydrate metabolic process. Lineage: Eukaryota; Metazoa; Arthropoda; Insecta; Hymenoptera; Apidae. Gene Ontology annotation, cellular component: cytosol. The record is from RefSeq and is a predicted model, not a curated record. Bases 272 to 1399 code for a protein of 375 amino acids. Gene Ontology annotation, molecular function: NAD binding; glycerol-3-phosphate dehydrogenase [NAD(P)+] activity; protein homodimerization activity.
AUAACGUAAAUACACAUACGUAAAGUAUUUCUAUAUACGCCAGAUCUUGCCUCUUGCCCACCAGACUCACAAGCCCGUAGAUAUCGAUUGCUUCUCAGUUCUCCAGUUCCUCCGUUUCCGUCGCUGCAAACGGUCCCCAAGUACCGAGGUCUUCGUAAAACAAAAUUCGAGCCGAUAAAAGUAGCUUAUUACAUAAUUCUUCUUUUCCUGAGUUCCCUUCUUUUCAUUUCCUUCGGUUUUGCACGUGUAUGUGAGUGUAAUAAUUGACAAGAUGGUCGCCAAACACCGUGUCUGCAUUAUAGGAUCCGGAAACUGGGGUUCGGCGAUAGCGAAAAUCGUCGGCGCCAAUGCCGCUAAACUGCCGAACUUCGAGGACCGCGUUACAAUGUACGUUUACGAGGAAAUGAUAAACGGGAAAAAGCUAACGGAGAUCAUAAACGAAACCCACGAGAAUGUGAAAUACCUGCCGGGCCAUCAAAUUCCUGAGAACGUCGUUGCGAUACCGGACGUGAUAGAAGCGGCGAUUGACGCGGAUAUUUUAAUUUUUGUAAUACCUCAUCAGUUUAUAAGUAAAAUAUGCAGCGCGCUUCUCGGUAAAAUAAAGCCGACCGCCGUGGGGAUCUCCUUGAUCAAGGGAUUCGACAAGAAGGAGGGCGGCGGUAUUGAACUUAUCUCGCACAUAAUCUCAGAGCAAUUACGGAUUCCCGUUUCGGUGCUGAUGGGAGCUAAUUUAGCGUCGGAAGUCGCCGACGAAAUGUUUUGCGAGACAACUAUCGGUUGCAAGGACAAAAGCAUGGCACCUAUACUGAGGGAUAUGAUACAAACAUCGUAUUUCAGAGUAGUGGUGGUCGAGGACGUAGACACUGUCGAGUGCUGCGGGGCUUUAAAGGUAAUGUUCCAUUUUAAACUCCUAGAUUCCUUCUCCUCCAAAUUCUUCAAGACGUUUAACAAUGACGUUUCGCAGAAUAUCGUUGCCUGCGGUGCGGGUUUCGUCGAUGGGUUGGGCCUCGGCGAUAAUACGAAAGCAGCUGUGAUCAGACUGGGUCUGAUGGAAAUGAUAAAGUUCGUCGAAAUAUUCUUUCCCGGUGGAAAGCUUUCGACAUUUUUCGAGAGCUGCGGCGUGGCCGAUCUGAUCACCACCUGCUACGGUGGCAGAAAUCGUAGGGUGUCCGAGGCGUUCGUCAAAACCGGAAAGACGAUAGAGGAACUCGAGAAAGAAAUGCUCAACGGGCAGAAGCUGCAGGGUCCGUUCACCGCGGAGGAGGUCAACUACAUGUUGAAAUCAAAGAACAUGGAGGCCAGGUUCCCCCUGUUCACCGCUAUCCAUCGAAUUUGCAUCGGGGAGAUCAAACCUGCCGACUUGAUCGAAUGCAUCCGGAACCAUCCUGAACACAUGUAAGGAAACAAAUGCAUAUACGUAUGUACAAGAGUAUGUACGAAAGUAUGUGUACAAGAAGGAAGUGUUUAAACACGUAGAGAAAUUGAUUCCGGUAAGUCGGUACGA